AGAGGGAAAGGAGAAAGAUGGAAUAGCAUAUGGAGAAGAUGGGAGCAGCAGGAGCUCUUGUGUUCAUGUUGGUGUUCAUGUAUGGAGUUGCAGACGCCAAGUUGGUGCAGAAUUUCUACAGCAGCAGCUGCCCUUUGGUCGAGUCCAUCGUGAAGCAAGUGGUCGUCACAAAGAUUAGCCAGACCUUCGUAACAGUUCCGGCUACCCUUCGCCUCUUCUUCCAUGACUGCUUCGUCAAGGGCUGUGAUGCUUCAAUUAUGAUUCAGUCUUCUAAAGGAGACGCAGAAAAAGAUGCGCCGGACAAUUUGUCCCUUGCUGGAGAUGGGUUCGACACAGUGAUCAAGGCCAAACAGGCCGUGGAAGCAGUGUGCCCAGGCGUCGUCUCUUGUGCUGAUGUCCUAGCAAUUGCAGCGAGGGAUGUGGUUUCCCUGUCUGGAGGGCCAUUUUUCAACGUUGAGCUGGGUCGCCUGGAUGGGCUUGUCUCGCUUGCAUCAAAUGUACCAGGCAAUCUGCCGCAGCCGGACUUCAGUCUAAACCUACUGAGCUGGAUCUUCCGAAAGAACAACCUGACGGAGGCCGAUAUGGUGGCACUCUCUGGAGCCCAUACCCUUGGCUUCUCCCACUGCUCCAAGUUCUCCAGCCGCCUCUACAACUUCAGCUCCAGCAGGACCAUGGAUCCUACACUCAACCCAGCCUACGCCCAGCAGCUAAUGAGCCAGUGCCCGCAGACCGUUGACCCCACCAUUGCGGUUCAGCUUGAUCCAGUCACCAGCCUUACCUUCGACAAUGUCUAUUACAAAAACCUGGUCGAUGGGAAGGGCCUGCUCACCUCUGACCAGACUCUCUUCAGCAGCCGGCGGAGCAGACAGAUGGUGCGUGACUUUGCAGCAAACCAGACUAAAUUCUUUGUUGCGUUCGCCAGCGCCAUGGUCAAACUGGGCCGGCUGCAAGCCAAGACUGGGAGCCAAGGAGAGAUAAGAAGCAACUGUGCUGCUUUCAAUGCUUAAUUGGUAGCUAGAGACUCGUAAAAUGAUGCACCAAACAGGCUGGUAAGGGCACUUCGGCAUUUCAUGGCGGUCUUGAAUUGACCAUCUAUCGUCGCAGUUAAAAAGGGUUAUCCUAAGUUUGGUUUCUUUGUUUCUGAAAAAAUGGUUAUUAGUAUUUGUCUGGCUAUGGGGUUAUUCUUCUACAUAAUGCAGAAACGUCCGCUCCCAAAUGAACGGGUGGUUUCCCUUACGUCUCUUGAAUUUGUAUAAGAUAAGGUGGCAAAAAAUGAAGAUUGAUGAGCAAUAAUAUUUUGGUCCAUGAAUCAUAAA
This is a messenger RNA of Nymphaea colorata (pocket water lily), 1316 nucleotides long. Its product is annotated as peroxidase 73-like. The coding region runs from base 30 to 1007 and encodes 325 amino acids. The record is from RefSeq and is a predicted model, not a curated record. The transcript has 3 exons. Lineage: Eukaryota; Viridiplantae; Streptophyta; Magnoliopsida; Nymphaeales; Nymphaeaceae. Gene Ontology annotation, biological process: response to oxidative stress; hydrogen peroxide catabolic process. Gene Ontology annotation, molecular function: heme binding; peroxidase activity.